AAUAAUGGCGGAGAAAGUAGGGAAGACGAGUGCCGUUGGCACUAAAUCCAUGCCCAUGAAAUUAUUUGCAACAUGGGAAGUGGAAAAAACGUCGCCAAACUGUAUCCCAAGAUUAUGUUCCCUCACACUAAACCGUCUCAUUGUGCUAAAGCCCCUGGAAAGUGAAAACCAUUCAUUAAUUAUAGCUGUCAAAAUGCAGAAUUCCAAGAGAACACUUCGCUCCAACGAAAUAUGCAUGCCGAGUUCAGGUCUCCUGGACGUGGAAUUAGACCUUGCCUUUUCUCUACAGUAUCCACAUUUCCUGAAACGCGAGGGAAACAAACUCCAUGUCAUGUUACAACGACGGAAAAAGUACAAAAAUAAAACCAUCCUGGGCUACAAGACUCUUGCAGUGGGCCAGAUUAACAUGGGACAGGUUCUACAGAGAUCAAUAGAUAAGGAUCUGAAUCUGUUCAGUGAUGCCAAAGAAAACAGCACGGUCCUUGUGGCCAAACUAACCAUGGUGACAGUGUCCAGUCAACCAGUGGACCAUGUAGAAAGUGACCAGAGGAAGGCCGUCUCCUCUGAUGUUGAUCGAUCCCCUGAUAUUGACAACGACAGUGAUGAUGAUUACCCUGACCACGAGGAGUGGUCAAAUGACGGGUUCAGUGAUUGUGAGCACACACUAAUGGAAGAAGAUGGACGCACUAGGCCCAGGAAAGUCAGUCGAGGCAAUAUACGACCAGUACCACGGGGACGGCUACAGAGAAACAUUAAACAGAGAUUUAUUGCAUUGCUGAAGAAGUUCAAAGCAUCAGAGGAUGGUCUGGAUUCUGAGGCCGACCAUGAACUCUGUGACCCUGAUACGAACCCUGACCCUGCUGAUGCUGACGACAUUGCUGACUUAAUUGAUGAGUUGGAAGAUUUGAGUGAUAGUGGGGCAGAGCCUGAGCUAGAUACUGUCAGUGUGGUGUCUACACCAAAACCUCGACUGAGGCCAUUCUUUACACGUAACGGGUUUGAGGCAUCGGAAUCAAGUAGGGAAAGUGGUAAACUCAGUGAUGACAACAGUUCUCGGAAAAAUGACUCUGACAGUGUAGCUGAAUGUGCGCAGCCUUCGAUUCAGGGAAACCAAGAGAAAGCAGCGCCUUGCGAGGACCGCGAUACCGACCCGGACCAGGUUGAAUCUCACUGCAAGCCCAAAUCUCCAAAACUGAAACCCAAGAUGUCACGCAUGCGGAGCCGCUCAUACCGAGAAAAACAAGCCAAGAAGGACGAGAAACACCUCGUACGACGCAAUAGUACCGGAGUGGUUGAGAGCUCGCCGAGGAAGGCCCUACUUGACCAGUUGAGUGCAGUCCUGGGAGGGUCAGAUGACCUUCUACCAGACAACAUGGUACUGGUCAAUACUGUGGAGUGGCAGGGACAGUUGAUGGUGCAGAAACUGCAGGAGAAACAGCUCAAGGUGAUCUGUACAUGUGGGGACGCUGACGUCAAGGCUGCCAUCAGCUUCCUCGUUACAAAAAUACAAAAAUUUUGUAACAGUAACUCCAAAAGUCCACAACCGGUGAAGGUUGGCAUUGCGGGGGGCGACGGAUACAUCAACUCAGUACUACGACCAUAUGUAGAACAGUUCUCAGCCAAACCACACGACUGGCAGAACUACGUGCGCUUUCUAGUCAUACCAUUUGGUGUGAGUUAUAUAGGGAAACACCUGGGAGCCCUAGAUAACAUGUACAGUUCACUGUUCCUUGAUUCCCUGUGGAAGGAUACAUUUGAGAAGCCAGAGAUAUCAAAGCUAGAUUCCCAGGAAAUUUUCAAUCGGGUGUCCAAGUACCUGAGUAGUGCUAACGGGCUGCUACAAAUCCCAAUCUCCGAGGCGAUGGUCAUGUGUCGAGGUAGAAGCUCUGAUGACGAGUCAUCUCAGAUGUUUGUACCGUUCUUGAGUGAAGUAAAGAUUGGAAAUCCAGAGGUAGUAAAUGCUUCAGUGGACCUGGAUGACUCCAGCUGUAUGGUGAACUCCCCCUCCCUGUCCAGCUCACCCCCCUCUGCCAUGAUUCUACUAGACAAGCCAAAGGAGACUCAGACCCCUCCCAGCUCCCCCAGUGUCAACCUCACCCCCACCAGCCAGAGCCAAGGAAGCACCAGUAGCCCAGCUGGUCUGGGCGAGCUUAUGGAGCUACAGGUUGAUUACUGGACAGCCACCAACAAACCGGACAGCUCAGAGAAAACCGACAAAGCCAGUAAAAAGGACAGUAACAAGUCCUCACUCAAAACCACCUUCCGAUCCCUUCAGGUCCAGCGAGCUGCACAACCACCCACGUCACCAGGCGACAGCCAAUCAGCAUGCUUCACGAUGGUUGUGGUUACCAGGGAGAAAAAACAAAAAAUCAUGAGGCUUGGUAAGAAGGCCAAGGAUAUUGAGUCUAAAAGCCAGGUUGUGGAGGGAAUAAACAGACUUAUAUGUACAUCCAAGAGUCAGAAUUAUUCCCUCAGAGUGAUGGUGGAUGGAACGGAGUGGAGAGGAAUCAAGUUCUUCCAGUUGUCGUCCCAAUGGCAAACGCAUAUUAAAUCGUUCCCUGUGGUUGUCUUCUGUAACACAGAGAUCCUGUGAAUCAUCGUAUCAUGAACCUGAUCCCAAGGUUGUCUGGACAAAUCCCCGUGUUUUGUGGAGGUCCAAGAAUUGUUGUUUUGACAAUUCCGAGGUUAUAUUAGCAACCGAGUUCCACUUUUUUAUGGACAGGUGCAAUACCUGGUGACCACGACAAAGGUCUGUGCCAGUGUGGUCCGAUAACAACGUUAACAUAGCUGGGCUUCCUUCACCAUGGUUACCGAGGUAACCAAGAGCUUUAACACAGACAAAAUGGUCUCCAAUAUGUUACAGAGCUUUAACAGUGCUGUAAGGUCGAUGUAGGGGAGGCAACCUUUGAUUGCACAUCUAUCAACAGACAAUGGUGUGCUCCCUCCUUCCUACGUACUACAUAUUCUCCACGAUGGAUGUGGUCGAUGUUUUGCAUUGGGUUGUCUGUGCAGCAUUUUAACAUGGCAGGUUGGCCAGUCCGGGUCCAGAUUGCCAAAUCUUUAUUGUGAUAGUGCUUCUCUGUAAAUACUGUGUGUGAACGUCUUGUAGAUAACUGUUUAUUUAUAAUGCCCUAAUGGUUGUAUUGCGACGUUUCAUCAAUCAUAACUGUGUUAUCUUUAAUCCAUACAAAUGUAUACAGGGAAAUUUUCACCGAAUUUUAAUUUUCGCCUUUUUCCUCGUCCGCAGUGAGGGCGAAUUUAUUAUUACAGCGAACAGUAGUAAACACUAUAAUUAACAUAGUAAUCAAAUGUGACAGGCGAAAUUACCAUUGGGUGAAUAUGGAUUUUAUUGAUGUUGGGCGAAAAUUUGACAGGGCGAAAGUUUCCCGGUAUACAGUAAAUGUCCUAUCAACUGAAGGUCCCCGGUAAGUACCACUGAUGUUACCCGUCAAUGGGAUUAUUACUAGUUCUUCCUCGUGUUACACAGAAAUGUACCACAUUUUCACAACUCUUCAUAAUAUAUAAAUAACCGUUAACAUGAUUACCUUAUUAACUUUAAUCAUCUUUCUGCCUUGUUUUUGCUCAAAUGGCUUCUGCUUGUGUUAAGAGGGGUAUUUUCUUGAUUAGUACUGUUCAUAUUUCUGAUAUAGAUGAUUAACUCAUUCACCCCUGAAAUUUCAUAAUGAACUAUUCCAACCUUUGAAUUGGAAGAGUUCAAAUGUGUCUUCGGGGGUGAAUGAGUUAAGUUCACAGUAACUAACCCCGAUUCCUGAACAAAUGAACUGUAUUCUGAUACAUGUAAGUUGUGUGUUGACUUAUUUACCUGUUCUAUCCAACCACUGUAAACAAUUAUAAACAUUAAUUAUUAUAUAAGUAGGUCAUUUUCACACCUUGUUUCCUAUCCCCAUAACUUUCACUUUUUCAAUGUUUAAAAAAAAAAAAAGCACAAUUACAGCAAGAAGGGGGUAUCUAUGGAGCUUUGCUCAGUGUUACCAAGGUAAUUAGUUAAAUUGAAGUUUCAUAAUGCAUAAUCCUUUUUCUGCCGGUAAUUAAUGUCAAGCUUAGGGGUUCUUAAGGCUGUUUUUUGACCAUAUAUAUUAUUUGUUUUAUUCAUAAUUUAAUUGUAUAUAAGUGAUACUGGAUUUGUUUUUCAUGUAUAUUUUUAAAUUUCUUGAAUGUUAUAUCAUUAUAACAGAUUUGUUGUCAUGUCCAGUUUCUAUUUAUGUUGUUGAUUAUAUACACUAUGGACCUGCUGAAUUGUCAAUGUCAAUAGCUGAACAUCGCCAGUAGUAGAUGGAAUGGAAUGUUGAAAAGCUUGCUUUACCUACUUUCAGGUUAUUUGUUUGAACGACAAAAUAUUUGUAUUUUUGCAUUUCAAGAAAGUUUGUUUGAUUGAUUUACAUUCAAGCAAUACGGUUUAGCCAGAAAUUUACGCUGCCAGUUGAUUUUCGCCUUUUUUUUGUUGGCUGCAAUGAAAACGGAUUUAUCACUACAGCGAACACUAGUUAACAACAUGAUAUGGAUAGAAAUUAAAGAUGAAGGCGAAAUAAACACUGGGUGAAUAUGGAUCAUUCUUACAACGAGCGAAAGUUUGACUGGGAAAGAAAUUCCCGGUACACAUUACAUGAACUGUGACUUUUGAAAUGUUCUUACGGAUUUUCUUUUAUGAAACAUGAAACAAUGUCUGAUUAAUGUAAUAUUUUAAUCUAAUCGUUAAUAGCACAAAACACCAAAUGGUGAACAUGUUGUAUUGUAGAGGUGUGAAAAUAUUGUUUUUUUUUAUCCAUGUUUCACCUUGGCUCAUAUAAAAAUGAAAGAAAAUGGUAUUUCAAGAAGUUAUUUUAUAUCAAUCUCUAUGAGAGUGAUGUUCAGAUAUUGAUGCGAAUAAUUUCUGGUCUCCGUUAGCUCAAUAACCAGAACUACAUGUAACAUUACACUGAUUUGUGAUAGUACUAGGCAUGUCACUCCCCAAAUCUGUGUCGCUGAUGGGGAGAUUAUUUUUUAUGUUUAUGAUUAUAACAGGUUUGUUCACAUUGUCAUCUUGCCAGAAUACCAAAAUUGACCUUCAGUAUUGACUUUGUGGUUGUCCGACCCACCUUUCCUCUAUUAUCCACGCCUGGUGUAGGUGAUGGUGCUAUAUUUGUAGUAUUUUUAUCCUAGAUAAACAAGGCCAUUCUUGUUGUAGAUAUUAUUGAUUUGUGAAUUUGAUUUUGUUAUGUUAUUUUAUACGCUAAUUAAGAGAGGUUAGAUUUUGUUACUGACCCCCAUUCGUGUUACGUAGACAACAUUUGUGAUUUAUGAGUACAAAAUGGAAGUGUUUUAUCUAAUUUCUAGAUCCAUAAAACCCCAUUAUAAGCAGUUUGAUAAAAUGUUAAUUCUAGAAGAAUACAAAUUGUGAAACCAAAGGGUUUUUUAAUCAGUGUGAUUCUAACGUGUAUGAAACAAGGACAUUGAUUGGUUAAAUCAAACAUGUAUCCAUAGUAUUGUGGUUCUAAUGUGUAAUGUAAUGAGGUUGAGGAUUGGUUAAUUAAAUACUUUUGUCUUUUAUAUUGAAUUUCAUUGGUUGAGCAAUGUUUCACUAGUCUGACCCGAGUCACAGCUGGUAUAAUAUAGUCCCAGGAUUUAAGUUCAUAAUAAUUAAGACUGCCUCCUAUACAAGUCAGAUUUUUAGCUCACGUGGCCCGAAGCGCCAAGUGAGCUUAUGCCGUGGUACGGCGUCCGUCCUACUGUCCGUCUGUCGUCCGGCAUCAAUAUUUUACU
Mizuhopecten yessoensis (Yesso scallop) is the source of this 5760-nucleotide messenger RNA. Its product is annotated as phosphofurin acidic cluster sorting protein 2-like. The coding region runs from base 5 to 2593 and encodes 862 amino acids. The record is from RefSeq and is a predicted model, not a curated record. The transcript is spliced from 23 exons. NCBI's taxonomy places the organism in Eukaryota, Metazoa, Mollusca, Bivalvia, Pectinida, Pectinidae. Gene Ontology annotation, biological process: protein localization to plasma membrane.